This is a messenger RNA of Cololabis saira (Pacific saury), 6761 nucleotides long. RefSeq names its product tripeptidyl peptidase 2 (gene tpp2). The record is from RefSeq and is a predicted model, not a curated record. Gene Ontology annotation, cellular component: cytosol. The transcript has 29 exons. Gene Ontology annotation, molecular function: serine-type endopeptidase activity; tripeptidyl-peptidase activity. The coding region runs from base 31 to 3864 and encodes 1277 amino acids. Lineage: Eukaryota; Metazoa; Chordata; Actinopteri; Beloniformes; Belonidae. Gene Ontology annotation, biological process: proteolysis.
CUUUGUUUUCAUUGUCGCUCCUUUUUAAUCAUGGCUGCUCAUUCCGCCGAAGAGCCGUUCCCCUUUCACGGGCUUCUCCCCAAGAAAGAGACCGGCGCCGCGUCGUACCUCACCAGGUUCCCCGAGUAUGACGGGCGGGGGGUGCUGGUGGCGGUGCUGGACACCGGCGUGGACCCCGGGGCCCCCGGCAUGCAGGUCACAACUGAGGGAAAGCCAAAGAUCAUUGACAUCAUCGAUACAACAGGCAGUGGUGAUGUGAACAUGACCACAGUGGCAGAACCUAAAGAUGGCAUAAUCACUGGGCUCUCUGGAAGAACACUUAAGAUCCCUCCUGCCUGGGUCAAUCCAUCAGGGAAGUAUCGCAUUGGAGUUAAAAAUGGCUUUGAGUUUUUCCCUAAGGCUCUUAAAGAAAGAAUACAGAAAGAGCGAAAGGAGAAGAUGUGGGACCCACCACACAGAGCAGCAGUUGCUGAUGUUUGUCGCAAGACAGAAGACUUUGACCUCUCUCAUCCAACACCAUCACAGAUUGAGAAAUUACAAAAAGAAGAAUUGCAAAGUCAGUCGGAGCUACUAGCAUCAUUAGAAAAGAAGUACAGUGAUCCUGGUCCGGUGUAUGACUGUGUGCUUUGGCAUGAUGGUGUCACAUGGAAAGCCGUAGUGGACACAUCUGAGUGCGGAGAGCUGUCCCAGUCUACUGUGCUGAGCGCAUACAGAGAAAAACAAGAGUAUGCCACAUUAGGAAAUGCAGAAAUGCUUAACUACUCUGUAAAUAUAUACGAUGAGGGAAACACGCUCUGCAUCGUUACCAGUGGAGGGGCUCAUGGUACACACGUGGCAAGCAUUGCAGCAGGUUACUUCCCAGAGGAACCAGAGCGUAAUGGUAUUGCCCCUGGUGCCCAGAUCCUGGCUCUGAAGAUUGGUGACACACGGCUCAGCACCAUGGAAACGGGCACUGGACUCAUCCGCGCGAUGAUAGAAGUAAUCAACUAUAAAUGUGACCUGGUUAACUAUAGCUACGGGGAAGCCACGCACUGGCCUAAUUCAGGGAGGAUUUGUGAAGUUAUCACUGAAGCUGUGCAGAAGCACAACGUGAUUUUUGUGUCAAGCGCGGGAAAUAAUGGUCCCUGCCUUUCCACCGUUGGCUGCCCAGGAGGAACCACCAGCAGUGUCAUAGGAGUUGGUGCAUAUGUGACUCCAGACAUGAUGGUGGCAGAGUAUUCUCUGAGAGAGAAGCUGCCUCCCAACCAGUACACGUGGUCGUCCAGGGGCCCGAGCACUGACGGAGCUCUGGGCGUCAGCAUCAGUGCUCCUGGCGGGGCCAUCGCAUCUGUGCCCAACUGGACUCUUCGUGGGACUCAGCUAAUGAACGGCACAUCCAUGUCAUCUCCUAAUGCCUGUGGAGGCAUUGCACUAAUCCUCUCAGGACUGAAACAGAAUGAGAUCCGUCCCUGUGGUCCUGCUGUGAGGAGAGCACUGGAAAACACAGCUCUUAAGGUUGAUGACAUAGAGUUGUUUGCACAGGGACAUGGAAUCAUCCAGGUGGACAGAGCAUUAGACUACCUCAUUCAGCAUGCCUCUUUACCCACAAGCCACCUGGGCUUCUCAGUAAAUGUGGGAUCACAGAGAGGCAUCUACCUCAGGGACCCGGCCCAGGUUCUUGCACCCUCAGAUCACAGUGUCGGGAUUGAACCGAUUUUCUCAGAGAACACAGAAAACUCUGAGCGAAUCUCCUUGCAGCUGCACUUGGCGCUGACAUGCUCUGCCCCGUGGGUUCAGUGCCCCUCCCAUCUAGAACUGAUGAACCAGUGUCGUCACGUCAACGUCCGCAUUGAUCCUGUGGGACUGAGGGAGGGUGUGCACUAUACAGAGGUGUGUGGGUACGAUACAGCAGCACCCAGUUGUGGGCCGCUAUUCAGAGUUCCUAUAACGGUUAUUAUUCCUGUCAAAGUUGCAGAUGGUCGUAAUCAGGAAGCGACUUUCACAGAUGUUCAUUUCAGACCAGGACAGAUCAGACGUCAUUUCAUCACUGUUCCUCAGGGAGCCUCCUGGGCAGAGAUCACAUUGACCUCGCAUUCAGGAGACGUGUCUUCAAAGUUUGUUCUUCAUGCUGUGCAUUUGGUCAAGCAGAAAGCUUACAGAGCAAAUGAAUUCUACAAGUUCUCCUCACUGUUAGAAAGAGGCUCUGUAACAGAGGCUUUUCCUGUUUUGUCAGGUAGGGUAGUAGAGUUUUGCAUAGCGCGCUGGUGGGCGAGCUUGGGUGACGUCACAGUGGACUACAGCAUCUCCUUCCAUGGGCUCAAUGUUUCUCCUUCACCCCUGCACAUUCAUGCUUCAGAGGGAGUGACGAGUCUUGAUGUGUCAUCACCUCUGCGGUAUGAGGAGGUGUCUCCCACCAUUACCCUCAAGUCCUGGGUUCAGCCUCUGAGGCCCUUAAGCUCAAAGAUAAAGGCCUUGGGCAUGCGGGAUGUUCUGCCUAAUAACCGACAACUCUAUGAGAUCGUCCUCACUUACAGCUUUCACCAGCCUAAGAGUGGAGAUGUAACACCCAGCUGCCCAAUGCUGUGUGAGCUGCUGUAUGAGUCUGAGUUUGACAGUCAGCUGUGGAUGCUGUUUGAUCAGAACAAGAGGCUGCUUGGCUCAGGGGACGCCUACCCCCACCAGUAUUCUCUGAAGCUGGAAAAGGGGGACUACACUGUGCGUCUUCAGGUCCGCCAUGAGCAGUCCAAUGAGCUUGAGCGCCUGAAGGAUCUACCGUUUGUGGUCUCUCAUCGUCUGUCCACUACUCUCAGUCUGGAUGUUUACGAGACGCAUCGUAAUGCCCUCAUGGCCAAGAAGAAGUCAAACUCUCUCACUCUGUGUCCUGGUGCCACACAGCCUUUUUAUGUCACAGGUCUGCCCGAUGACAAGCUCCCUAAGGGUACGUGUCCAGGAUGCUACAUUUCAGGCUCUCUAGUUGUCCCCAAGAGCGAGUAUGGCAAGAAAGCUGGGCAGGCAUCUGCAAAACGACAAGGAAAAUUUAAAAAGGAUAUUAUUCCGGUCAUCUACCACCUAAUUCCUUCUCCUAACAAAACAAAGAAUGGAGGGAAAGAGAAAGACAAGGAGGGAGACAAAGAGAAAGAUGUGAAGGAUGAGUUUGCAGAAGCCAUGAGAGAUAUGAAGAUUCAGUGGAUGACAAAGUUGGAUUCCAGCUCCAUUUAUGAUGAACUGAUUGAAAACUAUUCUGAUUACCUACCGCUGCACGUGCAGAGACUGCACCAGCUGGACUCGGAGAAGGAGCGAGUAAAACGUCUCAGAGAGGUUGUGUCUGCAGCAGACAUCGUCAUCUCUCGUGUUGACCAAACAGCCUUAGCUGUUUACCUCACCAUGAAGGCCGACCCCAGACCAGAUGCUGCUUCUAUCAAGACUGAUAUGGAGAAGCAGAAGUCGUCUCUGCUGGAUGCUCUCUGUAGGAAAGGAUGCGCCCUUGCUGACCAGCUCCUUGUGCCCUCCGGGGCUCAGGACUGCGCUGGUGCCGUCGCUACAGAACAAGUGGGAGCACCGGAAGCUCUGGAGCAGGUGGCAAGCAGUACAGAUGACACCCUGCAAAAUGUGGCCAAGGCCCUUACAGAUGCAUUUUGGGAAGUGCAGAGGUGGGCAGAGCUGACUGACUCCAAGGUUUUGAUGUUUUCGUACAAACAUGCUCUGGUGAACAAAAUGUAUGGCCGAGCCUUAAAAUACGCCUCGAAGAUGGUAGAGGAGAAGCCCAGCAAAGAAAAUAUGAAGAACUGCAUUCAGCUCAUGCGUCACCUCGGAUGGUCACACUGCGCCACCUUCAGCGAGAACUGGCUCCCUGUCAUGUACCCGGCAGACUACACACCGUUCUAGGCACCAACUCACGCAUGCACAGGCAGCACGGCCCGACACAUCACGUAGUAACUUUGGCAUCAUAUCCCUUAGCGUUAUAAGGUCUAUGCAUCUGACCAACUAGUUGCCUCCUGAAUUUAAUUUUAUUCUUUUAUUUUUUUUAUUUUUAAGGCAAAUGUGGGUGAACACCACAAUAAAGGAUAAUGCCAAGUGUAAAUGGUUUGAUGCACGUGGCACCUUGUAACGCAUGGACUUCAGUUCAGCCUGUGGUAAAACUAUCUGAACCAGAGGUUACUUUUCAAAUGUUCACUGCCCCAGUUGGUCCUCUUGAAUCCCACCAAGAGAAAAAUAACAAAAAUAUAAAGCUGAAGAGGUUAUAAGCUGUCGCCAGAGACUCCGUGGGGUGUUUCUCUUUGUUACCAUCAUCCACUGGUUUGGGAUUUUAACAUCCAGUAAUCUUCAACUGUCUCCAUGCUCCAUAUCAGAAUAACAAUACUGUUUUCCUUGUAAAUACUGUCAGAACAAGACUGUCGUGGAUUUCAGGGAUUUGUCCCAAGUCUUCAAUGAAUAAGUGUGAACCCUUCUGCUCCCUUUUUAAUAUAUGAGAACUCAAACUGACAGUUCCAAUAGUAAAGUGGACCUGCUGCUGCAUGUGAUUGGACACACAAAGAUCCCUCGAGACAAAAGGGGCCUUUUUUUUUCUUUUUCCCCUUCCUUUUUUAUUGUUCUAGCUAAGUUAAGUUGACACUGUUAGUGUGUUAUCCUUGUCUCAGAACACAAAAAAGAAUAAUAUUGAGGUGCCUUUCUUUAUGUACCUUACCUUUUUCUGAUGGGAUGAAAACAGUGCGAGGGGUUUCUGCUACGGGAUCUAUCAACGCUCUGACUACUCACCUAUCAAUGUCUCAUGGUCAGUUGUACUUUGGAAGCUCGUAUCAGCAGCUCGAUGUGUGUGUGCACUGCAAUCAGGCUGUUGUUAACGUGGUGGGGGGCGUAGGAAGCUCUCCUCCAGAGGAGUAGGCCCACAUGCUUUAUGCUGCAGUUACUGGAGCUCCACAGUUGACAACCUUCUAGCAGACCUCACUCAUACAUGAUGCAGUUGUGGGAUGUUCAGAGUAGAUUAGUGGUAACAUGUUUGCUCAGUAUUAGAGUUUUCUGUGAAGGAUUCAGAAUGCUGCAUUUGUACACAGUGUCAUUAAAUAAUGUACAUACAUGCAUAACAUAAAAAUAUUAAGAUGCAAUAGGUAUAUGAUACAAAUAUUAUUCUAAUUAAUGUAUUUUGCUUAUAUGCAUGUCUUCUAGGAUGUAAGGAAACAUUUGUUUUAUGUGGAAGCAGAUUUUAGUUUGCUUCAGUUUGAAAAGAUUUUUAAUCCUAAAACAAUUGACAAUAUCCACUGUUACUUUCAUGAAUGUGUCUGUAAGACUUUAUGUAUUCCUGUGAACAUAUCUUGUAUACGUGAGCAUUUUUUUCAAACGGAGCAGAGACGAUAGCUGUUUAGAGGGGCAUUUUUAUACCUUAGUGGUUUGACGAGGUUUUGAUUUAUUGCAGAUCAAUUAUAUUUCACAUAACAGCUUAAAGUUUUGAAUGUUGUGACGUUUGGGCCUUUUGAUGCGUUUUUCCUUGAGGGCGCUACGAGGGAAUUUUACUUGCUGAAAUUUGGUGGAGUUGUAAGCUCACCUCUUUCUUUUUAUCUAAUCAACUCCAGGUUUCUUUUGUUUUUCCAACCUCUCCAGCUUAAAGAUCAUUUCAGAUUUUGACCGGUUUCCUCUGGAACAAAAAGAGACAUUACCUAAACAGUCUCUAGAUACGCAGCAAUAGUCUGUGCUGUAUGACAAGAGCGGCGGCCUCACCUCGAGCAUGUUUUAAAGGUCCUGGAACUUAUAAGAAAAACGUGGCUGCAGACCUGAAAGAAAAAUGCAUCAUAGAAAAGCAUGCAUUUGAAACUCAUCAGCAAAACAUGUGAGGAUGUAUUUGCUAAAACUUUUACAAACUCUUUUACUAGUUUUAAUUUCACCUGAAACAUAACACAGGACUAUAUUAUCACAUAUUAUAAUUUUAUAUCAAUUACUCUGGACCUUUUUUAUUUGUCGUCUAUAAUAUAAAGAACGUAUUUAAUUUCACUUGUUUAUAUCAGUUUAACCAAAGAAUUAUUUCCUGUGUUAAUCUGGUUUGAUUGUCCACAGUAAUAAGAACAUUGAGUUGAGCCAGUGGUGGAAAUGUGGAGGCUUUGGUUGCGUUCUCUCUCCUUGUUUUAAGCUCUCCUACACAUGAAAAAUGUCUGCGCAUGAAACUUUUGAAGGAAGUUGCUAAAGAGCCACUUAUUAUCUGAAGAGUAAAAAUGUUUUCUGUGGGUGUGUUUCAUAAUGGGAACUUUGCGUUUGUUUUUAUCUGUGGCUUGUAUAACUUCUCUGCAGUGGACUCGGCACAGGCCAAGCGUGCAGAGCUUUGCUGGAAUCAUUUCUGACGGGAUCUGUGCACAUCAUUGUUGUCUUCUGUUCUCUCUUUACCUCUAUCUUGACUUUUAUUGUUCCAGACAUUUCAUUCAGGGUUCACUUCUCCACCGUGCGUGUUGCCAAUAACAGUUUCUCCAAAAAUGGCCUUAAUUUUCAACACAGGACUUCGCCGUCCACCUCUGACACCAAACAGACUUCUCCUAUUUGUCACUCUCACUCUGCUGGUGUCGGGAAACACAUCAGAAUUGCUUAUUAUGGAUGUUGUGUUUAUAUUUAUAGCCAUAAAAAUCUAGUAAAUGCUAAUAUUUGAAAGAAUGUUAGGACUUAAAGUUGUAUGCUCUGUAUAAUUUUAUACCCAUCCUUCCUGGAUGAUGCAGACCUGAGCUACUGUCACGCUAUUUUGAGCUUAACGUGGAAUUGAUUCACAAAACAAAACAGUUGCACCGAAUAAAAUGAUUUGGAAAAAC